Messenger RNA from Aspergillus saccharolyticus JOP 1030-1, 1216 nucleotides. Its product is annotated as type 1 glutamine amidotransferase domain-containing protein. The transcript is spliced from 2 exons. The record is from RefSeq and is a predicted model, not a curated record. Bases 294 to 1052 code for a protein of 252 amino acids. Lineage: Eukaryota; Fungi; Ascomycota; Eurotiomycetes; Eurotiales; Aspergillaceae.
GGGUGUGGCGGGGAGCGGGAGUCAUACUCCUCCUGCACAUGAGUGCAAGUCUAGUGGAACAGCAGCCAGAAUUGAAUUUCUUACCCACUUAAUGAUAUUAUAUUCCUGCUCUCAGAUCAUAAUGAUUCAAACAAAAUGUUGCAGUGAACUAAUGUACUUGCCAGUUUACGUAAGAGUGACUGAGUUGGGGGUCGAAAGACAGCAGCCAGCUGGAGCGUCUCCCUGCCCUUCCAUCCAUCUAUCCAUCACCCAACUCAAUUAAUCAACCAAGAAAACCAAGAAUCAAGACCGAAAUGCCCACCAAAAAAGUCCUCAUCGUCCUCAGCGACGCGCACUCCUUCCCCCUGAAGAAGAUCUCCGGCCCGGAAGCGGGCAAAGUCGUCGACCAGCCAUCCGGCUUCUUCCUCAUGGAACUCGCCAAACCCCUCCAAAAGCUCCUCGAUGCCGGGCACGAGGUGACCUUCGCGUCGCCCAAGGGUGAGGAGCCUGCCCCGGACCCGAACAGCGAAUCCCUACUGGCCUUCGCGGGCAACUUCUACGAGCGGCGGCGCGAAAACGCCCUCAUCGAGCGCAUGAAGCGCGAAAACGGAUUCAGCCACCCCCGUCCUCUGGCGUCCAUCAGCGACGAGGAGUUGGCCAGCUUUGCCGGCGUGUUCAUCCCCGGCGGCCACGCGCCGCUGGCGGAUUUGGGUGAUAACCCGGAUCUGGGCCGGAUUUUGCGCUACUUCCAUAAGGAGAAUAAGCCGACGGCGGCGAUUUGUCAUGGUCCUUAUGCGUUGCUGAGCACUAAAUAUGCGGGGGAUGGGGACUUUGUGUAUAAGGGGUACCAUAUUACUUCGUGGAGUGAUGCUGAGGAGAAGGCAAUGGAAACGUUGCUUGGGGGGGAGGUCGAAAAGGUCGAGUCCAGGUUGAAGGAGGAAGGGGCAAUUAUGGAAACCGGGUUGUCGGAGAAGGUUGGCUAUACGACUCUGCAUCGCGAGCUGGUGACGGGGGGCAAUCCGAUGGCGGCGGAUGAGUUGGGGAACAGGUUUUUGAACAUGAUCAGUGUUUGAGAUGGUUUCUAUUAAUGAUAUGCUAAUGAGAAUAUGACUUGUUCUUUUUUUUGAGACCUCACUUGCUCGCAAUGUGGUAGUAUCUGAGAUUACCGGGCACUGUAGUAUUGACAAGCGAAGACGCCCGAUAAAUGGUCGCUAAUGCAAAUCUGAUUCAUCGGUCU